Micropterus dolomieu (smallmouth bass) is the source of this 1557-nucleotide messenger RNA. It is a transcript of the gene tmem154, whose product is annotated as transmembrane protein 154. Lineage: Eukaryota; Metazoa; Chordata; Actinopteri; Centrarchiformes; Centrarchidae. The transcript is spliced from 6 exons. The coding region runs from base 16 to 480 and encodes 154 amino acids. The record is from RefSeq and is a predicted model, not a curated record.
GACAAUUCAAAAGUCAUGACUAUUGCUCACUGUAGACGUUGGCAUCAUGAUGACGCUCUGCUCUCUCCGUUUGUAGAUCAUGAUGUCACCCCCACACAUCCAGAGGAGAGUGAAGAUACCCCAGACCUUGGCUCAGGACAGGGGCGCAUGAGCACAAGGGACUACACUUCAGAACCAACAGGGACCCCCACCGAUACAGGUCCGACCACCACACCAGAAAAUGAGGAGGGUUUGAAUCCCGUCAUCAUCCUGAUCCCUGUAGUGCUGGUGGUCUUAAUCAUCAGCAUGAUAGUUUGCUGUAUUUUCAUCAACCGCAGGUGGAACACUCAAGUGAAAACUCAAGAGCUACAAAAAGAGGAUCCAUAUUUGGAUGGGUCCAGUACGGAGAAGGUGCCAAUGCCCAUGUUUGAAGAAGACGUGCCCUCUGUGCUGGAGCUGGAAAUGGAAGAGUUGGACAAGUGGAUGAAAAAGGAUGGUUAACAAGGACGCUCUCUUGGUAUGCAAGGACACACAGUCAACAAUGUACUGAUGCCCACUUGGAUGGUUUUCUACAAUAAUCCAGGAAUAUUUGUGGCCACGGGACCUAAUCUGACUGCCAGGAAACAACAUUGCACAACACUUAAAGGACACUUAUAAAUAUUAUUUUGAUUUUUACAGUAAAAGAAGUCUUCAAUGGAUAGCAAUGUGCAACAAUUGGACUUGUUAAAUAGUGGCUCCUUUGUUCCGAAAGUGAUCAGAGUUGUGCCUUUUGUGUAUUGUUUCUGUCAUACUUUGCCUGUUUUGAUAUGUAUUGUUGAACUAUCAGCAGAAAACAGUUAUACCAGAUAAAUACUCAAAAGUAUUUCCUGUUCUCAAUUAAUCAGCCAGAGUGAAAGUAUUAAGUUUAAACCUAAAAAACCACUAUGCUGCAGCUGUUAAAGAGUAUGUGGUCAUCUUAAAGUGCAUAAGACUACAGAUAUGGCUGCUCAUAGUUUCUGCUGGUGGUGGCUUCUCUUCAACUUAAACCUCCUUAGUUGUGUUACACUAUGCUCCCUCCAGCUGCAGGUUUUAAUGGGUAAAUAUCCUGUUGAAGAUUGUUGCCAUGCAUGACAGAGUAUGCCGCUUCUUUUCAUGCCUGUGCAAAGCUGGUUAGGACUUACAGAGAAAGUGUUUUUUAUUCAGAAACUGAAAUCUCUAAGUGUGAAAUCAGUUGCAUUGUUCAAGUCUUUUGAUAAAUUAUUGCCCGUUGCUGAAACAGCUUUCUAAAAGCUGCUACUGAUAAGAUUUUCAUCUCACCAUAGAUAAUAACUCUCUGACUAAAUACUAUAUCUACGGAUGCUGUUCAGAUGUUUUUUUCCAGUUUUGAUGAAUCUAAGCAGUCAUAACACUGAUCUAAAUGUGAGUGCAACUUUCUAAACGUGUCAGUCAGUAUUCCGCAGUAUCUUGCACUGUAAAUAUGAAAAUGCAGUAUACCAAAAGAUAUUCAUUUCAAGGAAUGCCUUUUGUAAUUAUUUCAUAUAAGGCUGUAGUAUUGUUGUUUUGAUGAUGAAGCUUUGAAUAAAAUUUCAGUAAACAAAA